Fusarium venenatum is the source of this 1626-nucleotide messenger RNA. Its product is annotated as amidase signature domain-containing protein. Lineage: Eukaryota; Fungi; Ascomycota; Sordariomycetes; Hypocreales; Nectriaceae. The record is from RefSeq and is a predicted model, not a curated record.
AUGUCGUGGGAAGCCAUUGCCAAAGAAUCGCAGACUAGUGUCCUGCACUCUAUCCCGGCCCGCUGGCAUUUAGAUACUGGGAAGUAUAGGUCGCUCAAGGAUAUUACCCAUGUACCACGCAUCUGUGGAUUAUUGACCGAAGGACAGCUCGAGAUAACAGAGCUGGGGGCCACUCAGCUUGUACAACGGCUUGGAUCGCGCCAGCUAACUGCCGUACAAGUCCUGGAAGCCUUUGCCGGACGCGCAGCGAUCACCCAUCAAUUGAUCAACUGUCUGGCUGACUUCUUCUACGAAGAAGGUCUCGAGCAGGCGAAAGCGCUUGAUGAUGCUCUUGACCGAGGUGAACUUCUGAAAGGUCCUUUACAUGGACUUCCUAUUGCUCUCAAGGAUAUCCAUGGCACAAAAGGUCAUGCUACAACCAUGGCAUGGGUCUCUCUUAAAGACAACAUCGCCCAGCAAGACUCAAACGUCGUGGCGGCUUUACGCAACGCCGGCGCCAUAUUCUUCUGCAAGACUACAAUGCCCCAGUCAGCGAUGGCUAUAGAGACUGUCAGUAACCUGUGGGGACGCACUUUAAACCCAACAAAUACAGACCUAAACGCCGGAGGGAGUUCAGGAGGCGAUGCAGUUCUCGUAGCCAUGAGAGGAACUCCCUUCACCCCAUCAACCGACUUGGGAGGAUCCAUCCGUGUUCCCGCUGCGUUCAACGGUCUUUACGCGCUCAAGCCAACGGCUGCGAGAAUUCCAAAGGGCGGCAUGCCAGACCUUGGACAGAGCCUGGUACAGGUAUCUUUUGGACCAAUUUGCCAUUCUAUCGAGGACAUGGAGUUACUCACCAAGGUCAUUAAUGCGUACCCGUUCAACAGAUAUGACGUGACUUGCACGCCGGUCCCUUGGAUAAUGCCAGAGCCGGUGCAGGAAAGUAUGAGAUUUGGUCUCAUGAAGUGGGAUGGAGUUGUGAUGCCUCACACACCUAUUCUUCGGGGUCUGGGGCAUACUAAAAAGGUGCUCGAGAAAGCUGGCCAUGAGGUCGUGGACUUUGAGCCACCCUUUGAUUGCUGGCAAGCGUUGAAGACUACAUUCAAUAUUUACUAUCAGGGAGGAUCUGAGCAGACCCUUGCUGCUCUUGCUCUCUCGGGCGAGCCGACCAUCCCAGCUUUCGCUGAUUUACUCAGGACCUUUAAUGUUCGACAACUCCCAGCGUCGGAGAUACUUCAGUUAAGCAGAAAGGUGCGAGAGUACAAAGAAGCGUUCCUAGCCGCCUGGAAUAACACCACCAAGAACGGCAAAGCUACCGAUGCAUUGAUUUGUCCUCCAGCACCUGCUAUUGGAUACCCCCACGACUUCAACGCUUAUUGGGGCUACACUGCAUUGUUCAAUCUUGUUGACUAUCCUUCUGCAAUUCUGCCCAUCCAAGGAUUCCAGAUCAGUACCGAGCAAGAUGGGGUUGAUGCUGACUACCAUCCGCUCGGCAGUAACCCUUAUGAUAAGCCAAACUAUGAGAUAUAUGAUCCGAGUGUAUUCGCAAGCCAGAGGGCGACCAUACAGAUUGUGGGACGUCCAUUCGAAGACGAGAAGCUAUUGCAGGUUGCUGCGGUUAUUGAUAAGCUUCUCCAUGUCUCCUAG